This is a messenger RNA of Varanus komodoensis (Komodo dragon), 4034 nucleotides long. RefSeq names its product protein HIRA. The transcript is spliced from 25 exons. Gene Ontology annotation, cellular component: nucleus; HIR complex. The record is from RefSeq and is a predicted model, not a curated record. Gene Ontology annotation, biological process: chromatin remodeling; DNA-templated transcription; regulation of DNA-templated transcription. NCBI's taxonomy places the organism in Eukaryota, Metazoa, Chordata, Lepidosauria, Squamata, Varanidae. The coding region runs from base 21 to 3083 and encodes 1020 amino acids. Gene Ontology annotation, molecular function: nucleosome binding; protein binding.
GGCGGCGGCGGCGGCGGAAAAUGAAGCUCCUGAAGCCGGCCUGGGUCAACCACAAUGGCAAGUCGAUAUUUUCCGUUGACAUUCAUCCAGAUGGGACCAAGUUUGCAACUGGGGGGCAAGGACAGGAUUCCGGGAAGGUUGUGAUCUGGAGCAUGGCCCCUGUCCUCAGAGAGGAAGACGAAAAGAAUGAAAAUGUUCCCAGGAUGCUUUGUCAGAUGGACAAUCAUUUAGCCUGUGUGAACUGUGUGCGAUGGUCAAACAACGGCAUGUAUUUGGCUUCUGGAGGAGAUGACAAGCUGAUCAUGAUCUGGAAGAGAGCUGCGUACAUUGGACCUAGCACAGUGUUCGGUUCCAGUAGUAAACUUGCUAAUGUCGAGCAGUGGAGAUGUGUCUCAAUUCUUAAAAGCCAUUCAGGGGAUGUCAUGGAUGUAGCAUGGUCUCCUCAUGACGCUUGGCUAGCCUCUUGCAGUGUGGAUAACACCGUCGUGAUCUGGAAUGCUGUGAAAUUCCCAGUGAAUGCAGAGAUACUUGCCACUCUGAAGGGUCACUCUGGCUUGGUUAAGGGGCUCACGUGGGACCCUGUUGGGAAAUACAUAGCGUCACAAGCUGAUGACCGAAGCUUGAAGGUGUGGCGGACCAUGGACUGGCAGCUAGAAACCAGCAUCACCAAACCCUUUGAUGAGUGCGGAGGAACGACACACGUUCUGCGGCUCAGCUGGUCACCUGAUGGGCACUAUCUAGUCUCUGCCCAUGCGAUGAAUAAUUCCGGGCCUACAGCACAGAUCAUUGAGCGGGAUGGGUGGAAAACCAACAUGGAUUUUGUUGGCCAUCGCAAAGCCGUGACAGUAGUGAAAUUCAAUCCAAAAAUCUUCAAAAAGAAGCAAAAGAAUGGGAGCUCCACCAAACCUAGCUGUCCUUAUUGCUGCUGUGCGGUUGGCAGCAAAGAUCGGUCUCUUUCUGUCUGGCUUACCUGUCUAAAAAGGCCUUUGGUUGUGAUACAUGAGCUGUUUGACAAGUCGAUCAUGGACAUCUCAUGGACCUUAAACGGCCUUGGCAUCUUGGUUUGUUCCAUGGAUGGUUCAGUGGCAUUUUUGGAUUUUUCCCAAGAUGAGCUUGGUGAUCCACUGAGCGAGGAAGAGAAGAGCAACAUCCAUCAGUCUACUUAUGGUAAAAGCCUGGCCAUCAUGACGGAGGCCCAUCUGUCUACUGCUAUCAUUGAGAAUCCAGAGAUGCUGAAGUACCAGCAGAGGCAGCAGCAGGCGGAAAAGAAGAGUGAAUCGAUAAGAGAUGGAGUGGGCUCAGCCACUGCCGCAGCUCCUAAGGUGGCAAGCAUGGUGAAUGGAGAGAGCUUGGAAGACAUUAGAAAGAAUCUUUUAAAGAAGCAAGUUGAGACCCGGACAGCAGAUGGUCGGAGGAGAAUCACCCCGCUUUGCAUAGCUCAGCUGGACACUGGGGAUUUUUCGACCGCUUUUUUCAAUAGUAUUCCAGUAUCUGGAUCCUUAGCAGGCUCUAUGAUGUCAGCUUCUCAGACGAAUCAGCUCAUGUCCUUAGAUUAUAAUGCGACCAAUUCCCUCGGCACUGCCAAGGCUGCGUUGGAGCCAGUGGCGGUCAGUGUUAAACCAACUGAAGACGCAGCCAACAAAGAUGGUGUUAAUGCUACCUCCGCUUCAGCCGCUCCCCCUGCAUCGUCGCCCUCCAUGCUGACAGCCUCUUCCAAGAUAGAACCCAUGAAGGCAUUUGACUCUCGAUUUACAGAGCGAUCCAAAGCCACCUCAGGGACUUCUGCCAUGACGCACACCAGUCAGAUUGCCAUAGACAGACUGAAGGAGCAGGAUUCAGUCAGGGAGAGUAAACCCAGGGAUGUCCUAGAAAGCAGCAGCGACAGUGAGGAGAAGGUCCCGGCCAAGCCGGUGUCGCUCUCCAAGCGCAAACUGGAGCUUGAAGUGGAAAAGAAGAAAAAAGGCCGGCCUCGGAAGGACUCCAGGCUUAUGCCUGUCACGCUGACCGUUCAGUCCCCAGCUAUCCUGGCUUCUGAGAAGGACGGUGCUUGCCACAGCGCACCCUUAGCACUUAAACUGCCAACCCCAGUUCCACAGAAAUCGUUUGCGUUGCAAGUAAGCUCGGAUCCCUCCAUGUAUAUUGAAGUGGAGAAUGAAAUCACUACAGUCGGAGGCUUAAAACAUAGCAGAUUAAAGUGCAAUCGAGAAGGAAAGGAAUGGGAGACAAUCCUCACCAGCCGAAUCCUCUCUGCUGCAGGAAGCUGCGAGGUGGUGAGUGUCGCUUGUGAAAAGCGGACCUUGUCUGUGUUCUCGGCGUGUGGUCGCCGCCUUCUGCCUCCCAUCGUCCUGCAUUCGCCGAUCUCCACGUUGCACUGCACAGGUUUCUACAUCAUGGCUCUCACAACCGCGGCAACGCUCUCUGUCUGGAAUGUUCAGAAACAAUCCGUUGUGGUGAAAGAUGAAUCUCUGCAGACCAUUUUAGCAGGAAAUGAGACCACCGUGUCUCAGAUCUUGCUGACACAGCACGGCAUCCCCAUAAUGAACAUGUCUGAUGGAAAAGCUUACUGCUUCAACCCUUCUCUGUCUUCCUGGAACCUCGUCUCUGACAAGCAGGAGACGCUUGCCCAGUGUGCAGACUUCCGAAGCAGUUUACCACCCCAGGAGGCGAUGAUGUGCUCGGGACCUUUAGCCAUAAUACAAGGAAGGACAUCCAAUUCCGGCAGGCAAGCAGCACGAUUGUUCUCCAUGCCUCACCUGGUCCAGCAGGAAGCCACUCUGGCAUACCUGGAGAGUCAGGUGGCAGCCGCGUUGACUUUACAGUCCAGUUUUGAAUACCGCCACUGGCUCCUUAUCUAUGCACGGUAUCUAGUUAACGAAGGGUUUGAGUAUCGAUUGCGGGAGUUAUGCAAGGAUUUACUGGGUCCGGUCCACAGCUCGAGCGGAAGUCAGUGGGAAUCAACUGUUGUGGGCUUACGAAAGAGAGAGCUUCUCAAGGAACUGCUUCCUGUCAUUGGUCAGAACCUCCGUUUCCAACGGCUUUUCACAGAGUAUCAAGAGCAACUAGACAUCUUGAAAGACAAGUAGCAUCUUCCCAGAUGUUUCUCUGCCUACAGGGGGAAAAAGCUGGGGAAAAAAGCAUUAAGACAGAAGAGGAAUGGUCAGCCUCAGAAUGGAACACUCCUCGAAGGGGUGGUACAAGAACCAGGCCCACCGUGUUUCAUGGAGCAAAGUACUGUCACUGUAAAAGGAGGUCACAAGAGGAAUGUGUGGAAAUAUGGGGAUGAACAGCAUUGUGCGUUUCUGCUGAGUGGGAUUUGGGCAAAGUGGUGUGGCCUUUGGUGGCCAUGGAAAAGCUGUGGAGAUUGUCCUGCAGGGGUCCUUUUGAUUCCAGAUCCCAGAGUGACAAAUCGCAAGGAAACUACUUGCGAGCUGCUUGGAUUUAGGAUAUCUUGUGAAAAGCACAGUACAAGAAGAGAUACUGAAUAGCUUAUUAACCCUUCCUCUGGGGUUCUUUGCUAAGGAUUUGUUGCGGCUCUCUCCUAUAUUUGGGUUACAUAACAGAGGAGUCCCACAAAAGAAAAUUUCAUAAACUACUUAAGGAAUUAUGCAGCCAACAGACUCUUAUCUGUGAAUAACAAUAAAAAAUAAAAAUAAUUACAGGCUGUUCUAUCACACGGACUAUUUUUGUACUAGAAUUUGCUAACUUGUAAUAUGAACAUUUUAUUUGGCCAAUAACCAGAAUUUCUCUUUACCAAGUCACCUGUAUGAAACUUAACUUGUUAAUUAUGACAGCUCUGUUGCUGAAUAAUUGUACCAAAAUUAAUGUCAUUUGGUUUUUAAUUUUUAACUAUUUGUAAGAGGCAUUUGUGGGGAUGGAGUUGGGGGGUGGUAGCUGAAAUGGGAGGGAUGGUUUUGGGGUUUUUUUUUGUAAGCAAGAAAAUAAAUGAACAUGGCAUUGAUCUAAGAAAAGCAUUGACCUUCUUGUGCUGCUUGUAGUAGCAUUAAACUGUACAGGCAAAAGCCUGUUAAAACAAA